Molecule: messenger RNA, 2678 nt
Organism: Saccostrea cuccullata (small rock oyster)
Lineage: Eukaryota; Metazoa; Mollusca; Bivalvia; Ostreida; Ostreidae
Product: potassium voltage-gated channel subfamily B member 2-like
Exons: 3
Coding region: 172-1683 (503 amino acids)
Biological process (GO): protein homooligomerization; potassium ion transmembrane transport
Cellular component (GO): membrane; voltage-gated potassium channel complex
Molecular function (GO): voltage-gated potassium channel activity
Source: RefSeq, a predicted model, not a curated record
GUGAGUAUUCAACUAAUAAUCAAUACGAUGUCUGUUUCAAAUACUUAUCAUGGGUUAAAAGCGAGCUUAAUUGACUGGAAUAAACACGGUGAGGAAGUUCUCGAAAAGUAGAACUUUAAUUUGAUGAAGUUCAAAUUGUUGAAAUAGUGUCCAAGACUUCUGAACGAAAAUAUGGAAGAAAAAGUUCCUGUUCAUUUAGAAUCUAAUACGAAACAUGAAAAAUCUUCCCUUGUUGAAAUUUUCGUGGCUGGAACAAGAUUUGAAAUUCCAAAGGAAAACAUUUUAAAAUAUCCGGGAACAUUGCUUGAGAGAAUGCUACCGGAACUUGUGAAGGGAAAAAAGGAUCCUUACAUUUCUUUCAACCGCUCAGACGAUUCCUUCAAAGCCAUUCGGAACUUUUACCUCACCGGUAAGCUUCAUAUGCCCUUAAACUUGUGUCCUGGAGAAUUCGCCGAAGAAAUGGACUACUGGGAAAUACAAUCAGACAAUCUGGAACCUUGUUGUCGAUAUAGGUUUUUGCGUUUUAAGCAACAGGAAGAAAUGUCAAUGCAGUUCCGUAAAACCAUUCCAGCGGCCAAGCAAACCGGGGCUAUUUCAGGGAACUUCUCGUGCAGACAGCGGCUUUGGUUUAUUGUUGACAAUAGAGAGUCGUCAGUUCUAGCCAAGAUCUACCUUGGAUUCAUCCUUCUUUUCGUUUUCCUGUCUAUAGCCUCACUGUCUCUUAGCACGUUACCGAUGUUCCAGCGGAAACUGACGAUUUGCGAGGCUCGUGAUUUGUUAAUUUACGACCACUACGUCCCCGAUGACGUAGAGGACUUCCUAUACAAUAAUGUUGACUGCAGCGAGGAUGCAGAUGUGGCUUUGAAGUCCAUUCUUGGAGAUUAUGCAUACUACACAGAUGAGAAAUUUAACGAGACGAUAGAACAGUGGGAAAGUCAAUGGAACAUUUCGUCAGAUUACGAAGACGAACUGGAUAACCUUAUGUUCAAGUGGAAAUUGAAAAAAAUGAAAAUUCCAAAUAAAACUGCUCGCCUGAGAGAGUUUGAUAGAAUUGAUAAGAUUGUUUUGGCUGUUUUUACUGCAGACCUUUUCCUAAGACUUGCGUCUUGUCCAAGUAUUUGUUCAUAUUACUUGUCAGCGCUGAAUGUGAUAGACACGAUCGUCCUGAUUUGUGGAAUUCUGGGAUAUGUCUUGGAAAAAUCGUUGAUCGACUUUACUUAUGAUCGAGGAGACGUUGAUAUACUGGUCUAUCUUCAGCAACUUCGAGUGUUUCGUCUGCUCCGAGUUGUCCAGAAUUUUGCCGCCAUUAAAGUCCUCGCCUUCUGCUUCAGAGAAAAUUUUAAAGAAAUAUUGGUUCUUGUAUUAUUUUUAUUUGUCGGGGUCAACUUUUUCGCAAACUUGCUGUACUUUGUCGAGCAGAAGAAUAUAUCCAGCAUUCCCCAGGCGUGGUGGUGGGGAAUAAUCACUAUGACAACGGUUGGUUAUGGCGAUAUGUACCCUGUAACCGCUCUCGGUCGCGUCAUUGGAUCUUUUUGUGCUCUUUGUGGAGUUAUUGUUCUUGCUUUAAUCAUUCCACUUUUUGUGAACAACUUCAUUGCAUUGUAUGAAAUUGCACAUUUGUUAAAAAAUAAUGUACUAAAGGAACAAAAACUGCAACUUAAAGUGCGUCCAAAUCCUACAUGAAAACAAUACAAAGCAUUGCUUUUUUUGUUUUAAAUUUACAAUUUUUGUCUUUAAAUCUCAUUCGUCUGACCGACGGUCACAAAAACUUUAGCCUUGAUCAUAUCUUUUGAAUGAGAAGAGACAGUACUUCCACAUUACAUACACAUGUAUAUGUAUUAGUAAUUACCUGUGACCUUUCUAAAUGCACUUUGAUUAUUGACCCCAUGACCUACACCUUUACUUUUCAAAAAUUUAAACAUAACUUUAAAUUGGCCGAACGUCUGAAUGAGAAAAGAUAGGGCUUUCAUACUUAAAAUUUGUAUUACUUGUUAUAAAACCUUUCUAAUUACUCUAUGCUUUUUGACUCCAUGUCCUUGACCUUGAAGUUUGACCUACUUUUCAAAAACAAUAAACUUAGUCAUAACUUUUGGAUGAGAAAAUGUAAAGCUUUCAGAUGUGUACAUGUAUUACCUUGACAAGACCUUUCUAAAUACACUAUGAUUUUUGAUCCAGUGACCUUGAUCUUUGCAUUUGACAUACUUUUCAAAAAUGUUAUUUUUCCUUAUUACUUUUGAAAGACAAGAGAUAGGGCUUUCAUAUUUGAUAUGUGUAUUACCUGUGACAAGAUAUUUCCGAGAAUGAUUUCUGACCCCUUGACCUUGAUGUUUGACCUAAUAAAAAAAUCAAUUUUGGUGAUAACGUUUGAAUGACGUAUGAUAGGGUGUUCAUAUUUGACACAAUAUGCCAUAAUUAAUUUUAUUUAAACAAUAUUUUUAUUAUUAAUAAAAAUAAUAGGAGUGGGAAGCAGGCAUAAAUAAUGACAUUUCAUCCACAAAGACACCGAAAGCGGGGGACAACAAUUCUUUGAAUUUGCUUGUAGUACUUAAUUUUCUAUAAUUUGUCACAAAGUAGAGUUAUUCUAUAAAUGUGUGUAUGUGUGUGAGUGUAUGUGUGUGAUUCGCAAAGAUAAUGCAAACAAAUUCAAAGAAGUAUGGUCCUCCGCUACUUGGUGUCUU